Penicillium atrosanguineum is the source of this 375-nucleotide messenger RNA. RefSeq names its product 60S ribosomal protein uL29. Gene Ontology annotation, molecular function: structural constituent of ribosome; mRNA binding. The transcript has 4 exons. Lineage: Eukaryota; Fungi; Ascomycota; Eurotiomycetes; Eurotiales; Aspergillaceae. Bases 1 to 375 code for a protein of 124 amino acids. The record is from RefSeq and is a predicted model, not a curated record. Gene Ontology annotation, biological process: translation; maturation of LSU-rRNA from tricistronic rRNA transcript (SSU-rRNA, 5.8S rRNA, LSU-rRNA). Gene Ontology annotation, cellular component: ribosome; cytosolic large ribosomal subunit.
AUGUCGUCCAAGGUCAAGGCUGCUCAGCUCUGGGGCAAGAACAAGGAGGACCUCUCCAAGCAGCUCGAGGAGUUGAAGACCGAGCUCAACCAGCUCCGCGUCCAGAAGAUCUCCAGCGGUGCUUCGUCCAAGACCAACCGAAUUGGCGAUGUUCGCAAGUCGAUCGCUCGCGUGAUGACCGUCAUCAACGCCAACCAGCGCGCCCAGCUCCGUCUCUUCUACAAGGGCAAGAAGUACACUCCCCUCGAUCUCCGCCCCAAGCUCACUCGUGAGAUCCGCCGCCGUCUCACCAAGUACGAGGCUACCCGUACCACCGACAAGCAGCGCAAGCGCCAGAUCCACUUCCCCCAGCGGAAGUUCGCCGUUAAGGCUUAA